Messenger RNA from Phialemonium atrogriseum, 1080 nucleotides. RefSeq lists its product as uncharacterized. The coding region runs from base 132 to 782 and encodes 216 amino acids. NCBI's taxonomy places the organism in Eukaryota, Fungi, Ascomycota, Sordariomycetes, Cephalothecales, Cephalothecaceae. The record is from RefSeq and is a predicted model, not a curated record. The transcript has a single exon.
GAAGUUCAUUAUUAUGGCCACACUGGCAGUCUGGCACGCGAUGACACACAAUGACACAAUAGCCCUGGCCGUCUUGCCGGACAUCGACUGCUCCGUGUCGUUGGGAAAGUGUAUUUCUCUUCUACGCAUACAUGGAAACAAAAAUAGCUGAAGGGUGCAAGUUGGACGAUCACCACACCUUCCACACCCUGCACGACGCGUCAAUACAACAGUCAUUACGAAGUAGGCUUGGUGUUGAUCUGUUGUGCUCCCCUACCCAAGAUCCAGUCUCACCUGAGAUGUUCUAUGCAGCCUUCUAUCAAGAUUUCGAUCACCUCGAACAUCUCUCAGUGGUGUACAUCCGUAGAGGCAGAAACAAGCAAGCCAUUCUUAGGGCCAUUCUUAGGUCCGGUUUUUGCUGCCCCCUUCUUUUCCCCCUUCCCCUCUCGGGCGCACACAUGCCUUUUGGCCACACAACUGACAUCAUGCAUGCUCUUGCAGGUCCUCGGCUGGCGCGAUUGUGCUUUGAGGGUAGAAUCGAGAAACGGAAAGUUCGCGCAUCCCUCGACUGUUCACUACUCAAAACUUACCUACCUACCUCGGCUGGUUGUGUUGCAUCAAUCGUCAGACUGUGCAUGUGCACUGACCAACCCUGCAGGGCAGGCAUGCUGGGUAGCACCCAGUCACGCCAGUUUGUUCGUCCACAGUUCAAAACCUACCCUAAAUCGCGGCAGUUGUCCACAGUAAAUGCACCUUGUUUUGCAACGCUCAUGGCUUCUUCAUCGUCAGCACUGGCGGGGUGACAGGAGUGAAACCUCGUUCCUGAAACCUUGUGUCUCGACCAUGGCAUCGUCGGUCGCAACUGGGGCCGGGAAACUCGUCAAUUCCUGCACUGAGGCCACCACCGACUGGCGAGGCACCAAAUGAAUGCUUGACCGCCUUCUCCCAAAAAAGAGAGAAAAGGAGACAUGUGCUCACCGCCUGCCUGUUUGGUAGGUGCUCAACAAAUAACUCUCAUACCAUUGGCACUCUUCGCAACCAACAACGAACAGGGCGGUGGUCGAGUCAGUUGGCGGCUGAAGGCUGCUGUUGCCUGCAUCU